CCUUAACUGACAAGGAUGUCUGUGUUUUGGUGUUCCUGUGACACUGAUGUCACUUUAAACUGAAAAUUGGGCAACAGGAACUUGCAGUUCUAGAAAAAAGAAGAAGCUGCUGAAGGGAUAAUUCAUAAUGGAUGUCUGUCCUGCCGUUACAUUGGACCUAACCCCUACAGAGCAGUUAGAGUUAGAAGGUAUCAAAAUGCAUAAGAAAGAGCUACUAGAUGAUAUCCAGAGGCUAAAAAAAGAAAUAGCUGAUGUUAUAGCUGAAAUUGAAGACUUUGAGCACACUGAGGAAAGCAAACAGGUUCAGAAAACAAAACAGGUAGCAUGUGGGAAGAAAAAAUUCAACAUGGAUCCCCAGAAGGUAAGUGUUGCCAUGACCAUUUCUGGUGUGAUAGUAGUUGAAUAUAUGGGACCUGAUGAAUGA
This is a messenger RNA of Protopterus annectens (West African lungfish), 424 nucleotides long. RefSeq names its product cytohesin-4-like. The coding region runs from base 128 to 424 and encodes 98 amino acids. The record is from RefSeq and is a predicted model, not a curated record. Lineage: Eukaryota; Metazoa; Chordata; Ceratodontiformes; Protopteridae. The transcript has 4 exons.